Fusarium coffeatum is the source of this 1293-nucleotide messenger RNA. RefSeq lists its product as uncharacterized. Bases 1 to 1293 code for a protein of 430 amino acids. The transcript has a single exon. Lineage: Eukaryota; Fungi; Ascomycota; Sordariomycetes; Hypocreales; Nectriaceae. The record is from RefSeq and is a predicted model, not a curated record.
AUGGAGCCGUCUACAUCACCCCCAAUGGACCGAGUGAAAUCUAUCACUUAUACUUGGCCCCAGGAUAUCCAACUUCAAGCCCCAUACUGCCUCCUACAAAUACCACCACCCGAUAACGCCGGGCGACCAAUCAAAGACAUACUUGGGCCAAGUCUCGACCCGACGUACACGAAAACCAAGAAACCGUCCUGGAUCUCCCUGCCACAAGGAACAAAGGAUGUGAUCUGUAAGGUAAUGGAAACCAUAUUCUUUGAGAAAGCAGCACGGGGGCUUUGUACCCUCGAUCGGUAUACUUCAGACUGGCAGAACUUUACAUCGGUAGAGCAGGCUACUGGGAGCCUAGAUUUCGAACCAGAAGCCAUCCUCGACUUCUUCAACAAAGAAUUCAUGAUAUACUUUGACGAAGGGGCUUCCAAAACGACGAAGUUUGACAAACGCCGCUAUGGAAAGUUUGGCCAGUAUCUCUAUCGCGCUUGGCUGAAACAACACCAGGGCCGACCACUAUUCCAGCGUGGAGGGUUCUUCGCAAAGCCGAUGCGAUUUGGUGGGAACGGGAUAAAGCACUUGUCGUAUUAUCAUGGACAGCUCUCCGCGAAGCUUGCAGCCGAGUUGGACACCCGUUUGCAGUUCAAGAUGUGUCCUUCCAUACUAGAAGAAGUGGCACAUUGGCGACCACUACCAAGUCCCAAGAUACAAACUUUUCGACAACACGGUUACCUGAUGCGCCCGUUGUUUCGUGCAUUAUGUAUGGUGCUCGACAACCAAACAAUCCCAGACGUCAUUUCCCGUCCUGUCCGGCGCGAAAAUGAAGAAUACUUCGCCUGGCGUCAACGCCGCUGUGUUCACGAGAUAUCUCAGUACUCCGUCCUGCUAGUCAGAACAGGUGACGAGGAGACGUUAUCAUCACCAAUCAGCUUUCUUUCGCUUUUGGAUUCUGGACUUGCUCUUGAUGUUAAUCGUGCAGAUUACCAGGAUGGCGUCGAACCGAUGGCCGUGCGAGUCAGAUUAGAUACCGCCAUCCAAUUCAUUUGGGACAUUCUGGAGAGAGAACGAAAGGCUUCCAAAGAGGUUGAUAAGGUGCACAAGAGACUGUUGUGCGAGCAGAAUGAAUACUGCCAACUUUGGGUUUAUCGCCUUAUUGCCAAGUGCAAGGAGUUUGGUCUGGAUUGUGAGCAGGCGUCAUGGGUCGCCACUCAACGAGCAUUGGCGAAGGUAAAUGGCGAGGCUUGUGAUGAUCAGGUAGAGCCCUGGUGGAAUAUGACGGACCGUUGGAAGAUGUUGAAGACGAUUUAG